AUGGAGAUUCGUAACAAGCUCGCUAUUUCCUUCUCUGUGCUUCUCAUAGCCGCAGCUCUCACAGAAGUAGAAGCGCAGCAGGGAAAAGAUGGGCCGUUUGUGGGGGUUAACAUCGGCACCGACGUGUCGAAUCUGCCCUCGCCGGCGGACCUGGUCGCCUUCCUCCAGCUGCAGAAGAUAGACCACGUCAGGCUCUACGAUGCCGACGCUCAGAUUCUUAAAGCCCUCGCCGGAACCAAAAUCCGUGUCACCGUCAGCGUGCCCAACAACCAGCUCCUCGCCAUCGGCUCCUCCAAUGCCACCGCCGCCGCCUGGAUUGGCCGCAAUGUGGAGGCGUACUACCCCAACACCCUCAUCACCGCCGUGGCUGUCGGCGACGAGGUCCUGACCACCGUCCCCUCCUCCGCCCCUCUGCUUAUGCCGGCCAUCGAGUCCCUCCACGCCGCCCUCGUGGCUGCGAAUCUGCACGGCCAGAUCAAAGUCUCCACCCCCAACUCCGCCUCCAUCAUUCUCGACCCCUUCCCACCCUCCCAGGCCUUCUUCAACCAAACCCUAACCCCCAUCAUAACUCGAUUGCUCCAGUUCCUGUCCAGAACACAGUCGCCAUUGAUGAUGAACCUAUACCCUUACUACGUCUUCAUGCAGAACAAAGGGGUUGUUCCUCUGGACAAUUCCCUCUUCAAGCCCCUGACCCCUUCCAAAGAAAUGGUUGACCCGAAUACCCUGCUCCACUACACGAAUGUUAUGGAUGCCAUGAUUGAUUCAGUUUAUUUCUCCAUGAAAAAUCUCAACUUUACCGAUGUUGUGGUUCUUGUGUCUGAAACUGGUUGGCCUUCGAGGGGCGACUUGAAGGAGCCUUACGCGACAAUCAAUAAUGCCGACACCUACAAUUCGAAUCUGAUCAAGCACGUGCUCGACAGGAGUGGGACCCCCCUGCAUCCAGAGGUCACGUCUAGCGUGUACAUAUACGAGCUUUUUAACGAGGACCUGAGGUACCCGCCAGUGUCCGAAGCCAAUUGGGGCCUGUUUUACGCAAACUCAACACCCGUUUAUUUGCUUCACGUCUCGGGAAGUGGUGGUUUUCUGGCGAACGACACCACUAAUCGGACGUAUUGUGUGGCAGCGGAUGGGGUGGAUGGGCGGACAGUGCAGGCCGCUCUGGAUUGGGCUUGUGGGCCUGGGAGGGCGAAUUGUUCGGAGAUUCAGCCCGGGGAAAGUUGUUACCAGCCAAACAAUGUUGGGAAUCACGCAUCAUACGCGUUCGAUAGUUAUUAUCAGAAGGAAGGGAAAAAUCCUGGGUCAUGCGAUUUCAAGGGUGCGGCUAUGAUCACGACUACCGAUCCUAGUGAGUGA
Messenger RNA from Striga hermonthica, 1353 nucleotides. The record is from the annotation of a GenBank genome assembly. NCBI's taxonomy places the organism in Eukaryota, Viridiplantae, Streptophyta, Magnoliopsida, Lamiales, Orobanchaceae.